Molecule: messenger RNA, 12861 nt
Organism: Xiphophorus hellerii (green swordtail)
Lineage: Eukaryota; Metazoa; Chordata; Actinopteri; Cyprinodontiformes; Poeciliidae
Gene: rab44
Product: RAB44, member RAS oncogene family
Exons: 10
Coding region: 6845-12217 (1790 amino acids)
Molecular function (GO): GTPase activity; GTP binding
Source: RefSeq, a predicted model, not a curated record
GUAUAGCCCACACAGGAAACUGUCAAACAGCUUUAGUUAGGAAACACCCCCUUCUUCUCCUAUUGAGCAGAUGAGUUGACAUUACGAGUUAGUUUAUGAGUCGACAGAUGUGCUAGAUUUUGGAGCUUAAAAGCUGAGACACAGCAGCCAGCGACACAUGAAAUCAGAAUGAACAGAAGAAAGUUGGCAACGAGUCGAAGAAAUAAAGGGAAGCAGCGUGUAAAUGACCCAGAAACACAGCCAGAUGUUGAAUCUAGAGAGGGUGUUCAGGAUGAGGCCAGGGGUAAUGAACAUCCAGAAACACACGCGUCUGCUACAAAGCAGCCUAAAGUGCAGGAAGAAGUAGCUCAAGAGAGUGAGCGUGACAUGACUGCGCCACAAGCUGCCUUCUUGGUCUCAGCCACUACAGCUGAGUACUCUGAGGAUAAAACUGGCAUGUUAUGCCCAGAAGAAGUCAAACACAUUUUGGGCUCCAAGGAUGUCAGUACGCAACCUGUUAAAGAUAAGACUAAGCUGGAAGUCAUUGAGAGUAGCAACACUCUUCAAAGUGAGGAAGUCAAUGAAAAUCUACAUGACCGUCUCCCUGAGCUAACCAGUUUAAGGGCUUCUGCAUCAGAUCAACAAAUGAUCAGCAAACAGGCAGAAGAUUUUAAUCUGUGUUCUGUGGCUGAAUUAAACAGCAGCAAGCUUGAUGACUCAGGCUUGUUCAGACAAGAUGGGCGUUUACAUGGCAACUUUUCAGUAUGUGAGUCACGUGUUAAUACAUCUAUCACGCCUCAGAUUACUGCAGAUAACGCCUUCAGAGAAAACAUUAACUUUAAUGAUGGUGUUGAACAAGAAACAUUUUUAUUUCAAACAGAGGAGUUGCCUACAAGUAAAUAUGAUCAACACUGUACACCUAAAGUCAGAGAUGCCAAGCUUUCACACGAGGUUGAAGACAAUCAGUAUGAUCAAAAUAAGUUGACACAAGAACAAGUCGAGUGUGACAAGCAUAUCUCCACUGAAGAUCUACUGUAUUUCCACAAAGAUUACAGUUCUUACUUUGAAAACCAGAAAUCUGAAUCUGAUAGUUACCAAAGUUUGUUUCUGGUGAAACGCACUGCAGUCAAACAGGAUGUUUUGACUGCAACAAAAGAAACUUCUUUGGACCAGAUGCUUCAGAGUGGCAGUCAUGUGGAGGAUAACAUGCAAACUCUUCCAUCAGUCUUUAAGGCUAUUACAGAGACUCAGCUUCACAACAGCUCUCUAACCACAGAUAACCAUACCAAGGGGGUCUUCAGCUCUGGUGCUACUAAAAGAAAAUUUGGAUCUAGUCGUAAAAAUAAAGGAAGACAUGUUAAAGACUCUGAAGAGGACAUUUUAGAAAACACUCUGAACAAUGAAUCUCUUGAAACACCAACUGUAUCAUCUGAAAUACAGGAGACAGGGAAUGAAGAAGUGAGUGAUGUCACUACUGCUGACACAAUCUUGUCUCUUUCAAAUAGAGGCUCAGUCUGUUUGGUACCGCCACAUGAUCUUUCUUCUGAAUAUCCUAAGCCAGACACAUAUAGUUUGAUAUUAACAAGUGAAAGUCAUAAAAAAGGUCAAGACAAAAUAAAUUCAGAGAUUUUAGCUGAAAUGUUUGAAAACUUUGGUGUUUCCCAGUAUGAGGUGGAUCAAUCUGACAUUCUUCACAGUGAGGACCCCAUAGAUUCUCUUUCAGAAGAUGUUCCAACAAAUCUGCAAAAAGUUGAGUUUCAUCCAACUCAAAUGCAAGAAAACCUGCAAAUUCAACAUUCAUCUGAAACUAUUCCAGAUUAUGUUGCAGAACAUUUUGAAAACAUUUCUGAAAACCUAAAUGACCGACCGGAAAUGUCUGAAUCUGCUGGGAAAAGCACUGAUGAUGUUGCCAUCAAACAGCAAGAGCAUCAAACAGAGGAAAACAUCUUGGAAUAUACACAUAGUGUAGAACAGAAAAAUAAGAGUUAUGAUUUAUAUGAUGCAAAUUCUUUACAAAUCAGUAACUUGGAAAAGUCAAACUCUACUCCUACUCAGAUUUAUGAGUUUAAAAAAGGAGUAGAGGAUGAUAUAGAGGAUAUAAAACUUACUGCAGACCAAAUGUAUCACCAGGAGAAAGGACUAUUUGAAGUAGGGGAGGAAAAUCCUGUUUUGUUUGAUUCACAGCCUCAAGAAACCUCUGGGAUUGUAGAUGAGCAACCCACCAAAGGCUUUUAUAGCAGUGUCAACAGAGGGAAACUGGGAUCUGGCAGUAAAAGUAGGGGACAACAAGAUAAACACUCUAAAGAAGAGGUUAAAGAAAAGACCAGUAAUGAAGAAACCACACAGAUUUUAGAUACUAAGAGAAUGAGCCAAGAAGAACUGAGGCGAGACAUUUUGCCAGUGUCAUAUGACAGCCCAAUUCUUUCAAUCUUUGCUCCUGGCCAUUCCUUAGAGGAUCCAGAGAGUUUGAUUCCAGGAAGUGUAGAUAUUCCAGAAAGUCAGGAAAACUCAGAAACAGACAUCAAUAUGGAUUUAUUUGAUAAAUCAUGGGGAGAGACUUUAGGGUGUCAGUCUGACAGUCAUAAGAGUAAAUCAGGGAGUCUUCAGACUAAGGAAGUCCCUGAUCCAGAUGUUGAUAUGAGAAAAGGUCAAGAACACGUGGCACUACAAGAACCAGAACCUCAGCAAAUAGAUUACACUGUUGCUGAUCAGGUGGAGAAAGUUGGAGUCUUUGUGGAAGAUACCAAACACGAUCCUUCUGACCCUCUUCUUCAUAACGAUUCUCUGAGCACAAAUGAGCAAACUGACACCGGCUUCAGUGGGAGCAGAAGCAAACUGGGGUCAAGCAAGAGAGAAAAAGGAAGACAGCAGGGUGAAAUACCUAAACAGGAAGUUUUAGAAAAUGCAAGAGAUGAUGAAAUACACGAGAGACCAACAAUGUUAAUGCAGGAAGAACUAACUGAAGACAGUGAACCCAGAACUACCACUUCAGUUUCAAAUAACUCAUCGCUUCCAAAUUCUCCACUUGAUCAAUCUUUUAAGGAACUGAGCUGUGUGCCAACAAAAUACUCUGAAACUGACUUGGAGGAUAUAAGUGUGAACAGUGAAAAUUUUCAGAAAAAUCAAAAUGAAAGCAAGUUAGAUACUGAAAAUACAGUGGAUGUCUCUCAGCAAGCCAUGGAUGAAUUUGAGGACAAUUUAGAUGCUGUUGCAGGAGAUAAAGAAAUCAUGGAUGGUAAGCUUUCAGAUAAUACUGUAAAACAAGAUCAGGAAAAUGAGGACCCACUAAAAGACUUAGAAGAAAAUCUGGAAUUGGAUUACAUAUCUGAGAUUGUGGCACAUGAUACUCCUAAAUAUCCAGAAACAGUUUUGGGAGGCUUGGUUGACCAAGCUAAAGUCACCAGCAAUAUUCAUUCAGAGCUCACUGUGAAAAGUACAGAGGAUUCUGCUACCAAACACAAACUUAUGCUUAUUGAAGACCAACAAAACACGUGUUUCAUAGCAGAAGGAGAUGUGGAGGCUUUAGAUCAGACAAGUAAGGAUGGCCGCCUGUAUGAUUCAAAGGAAACCUUGAUCAGCAGUCCACUUGGAAUAACCGCUAACCUUGGUCAGACGGAUAAAGGUGGGAGCCUUGUAGAAGGUAGUGAACACAACCCUACUGACACCAAUCUUCAGGACACUUCUCUGACCACAGAUGAGCAAAUUGAUGCUGGCUUUAACUUCAAAGGGAACAAAAGAAAACUUGGAUCUAGUCGUAGAAAAAAAGGAAGACAAGAUGUUAAAGAAUCUAAACAGGAUGUUUUAGAAAAUAAUGGAGGAGAAAAAGCCAUUGAUACAUCGCCAGUGUUGUUUAAAGUAAAGACGUCUGAGCAGGAAGAACUAAGUAAAGCCAGUGAGGAGGAAAUCUUUUGGUCACAUAGCAUCUCCAUAUCACAUGUUCUUUCUUCUGAGGAUCAAACCCCUGAGGUAAAAGAAGGGCCCGGCACACACUUGAAAGGUUUAAUUAUGAAAUGUGAAAAUCAUCAAGAAGAUGUAGAAAAAAGAAAUUUAAAUGUUUUGGUUCAAGAUGGUAAACAAUCAGAGGAUUUAUCAUUGAGUCAAUAUAAAGCUCACAAUGAAGAUACUAGAGAUGCUGGUUUAGAGGAAUUUAUGAUGGAACACCCAGAAGAAGUUCAUUCAAUAACAAUGCAAGACAGUCUUCAAAUGGGAUAUUAUUCUGAAACUUCAACUAAUAUUAAUAAAACAUUUGACAUUAUGUCUGAAAAUCUGACUGAACAAAAUGAAAGGUCUCAGUCUACAGUAAAAUAUAUUGAUGAUAUUACAGAAAAACAGGAAGAAUGUCCUACAGAAGAAAUGAUCUCAGAGACUCUAGAUCUGAAAAGUGGAGAAAUAGAACAGGAUGACACAAAACCCAAAGUUGAUCAAAUAUUUCAAGAGAAGGAAGGAAUGUUCUGUGAAAUGGAGGAAAACAAACCUGUUUUUUCAAACGUUCAAAUCGAAACAGUUUCUUUGGAUCCCAAGCCUCAGGAACCGUCUGAAAGCACAGAAGAGCAAAUUAACACAGACUUCUCCAGCAGAGCCAGCAGACGAAAAUUGGGAUCCAGUCGUAAAGGUAAAGCAAGACGACAAGUUGACGAAUUUAAAGAUGAGGUCAGUGAGAAGACCAGAGUAGAUGAAGUAGAUGAAACCCACAGAACAACACAGAUCUCAUUAGAUACAAAGACAAUCAGCCAUGAAGAAAAAAGACAAGACAUGGAGCAGGAUGCAGCCUUAUUGGUUUCUAAUGACAACUCGUUUUCAGUGUUUGCUUGUGGUGAUUCAUCUGAAGUUCAAGACCCAAUACAAAAGAACCAUCCUGAGGUUGAGCUGAACAGUUUAAUUCAAGGAAUUGUAAAUUGUCCAGAGAAUCAAAAUCAAUCUGAGUUUCUGCAGAGUAAAGACAAGACUCUUCAGAAUAAAGAAGUCAUGAGCCCUGAACAUUCAGAUAAUGCUGUAAUACAAGCUCAUGAACAUGACAACACACCAACAGACAUAGAAAGAAGUUUGCAAAUGGAUUCCUCAUCUGAAACUGUGACACAUGGUGUUCAUACUCACGGCUCAAUAUCUGCUCCUGGGCUUUCAUCUGAAUUUCAAAGCUCUAUGGGAAACAACCAUCCUGAGACUGACCUGAAGAGCUUAAUUAAAAAAAAUAAGCCAGGUGAUCAUGAUGGAAUAGAUUUAUCUGAUAAUUCUGAGGAAGAUUCUUUAUUGGAUAAAUCUGACUUUUUGCAGUGUAAAGACAGGGCUCUUCAGAAUAAAGUAAUUGGUGGUGAGCUUUCAGAUAAUGCUGUAAAACGUGCUCAGGAAAAUGAGGAUCUGCCAACAAACACAGAAGGAAAUCUGGAAAUGGAUUACACACCUGGGACUGUGGCACAUAAUGUUUUAAAAUAUCCAGAAACUGCUUUGGAAGGAGUGAUUGACCAAGCUGAAAUCAGCAGUAAAAUUCAUUCAGAGCUCACAUUGAAACAUACAGCGGAUUCUGGUACAGAACAGGAACUACUACCUGCUGAAGACCAACAAAACUUGUGUUCCACAACAGAAAGAAAUCUAGAGGCUUUAAAUCAGACAAGUAAGGGUGAUCACCUGUAUAUUUCAAAGGAAACAUCAAUCAGUGGCCCAAUUGGAGGAAACACCACCCUUGGUUACAUGGAUGAAGGUGGGACCCUUGAAGAAGGUAGUGAACACAACUCUAACGUUCAGGACAGUUCUGUCAGCACAAAUGAACAAACAAAUGAUGGCUUCAGCUUCAAUGGGAGCAGAAGAAAACUGGGGUCUAGUCGUAGAAAUAAGGGAAGACCAGGUUUUAAAGAAUCCAGGCAGGAAGUUUUUGAAAAUCACAGAAGCGAUGAAACUCCCCAGACUCCAACAAUAUCAGUAGAAACAAGGGGGUCAGAGCUUGAAGAGCUGAGUGAAGAUAUUGAACAUAAAAUUAUCUUGUCUCUUUCACAAGACUUGUCUUCAGUAUCACCACACAUUCCUUCUUCUGAGAAUCAGAUGUCUGUGUUAAAAAAUGACUCUGAUACAAACCUGCAGAUUUUAAUUCUUAAAAAUGAAUAUUUUGGAGACAAAGGUGAAAGAAAGUUAGAGACAGAAGUUGAAAUGAUUGAGAAAUCAAUGAAUGUUCUACAUCAAGAGGUGGGUCAGUCUGACAAUGUUCACAGCGAAGACACCAGAGAUGCUGAACCAGAGGAUGCUCUUAGGGAAGUGGAGAAAAUUGAGUUUCACACAACGCAGAUGCAAGAUAAUAUUCAGACCGAAUGUUAUUCUGAAACUGUUGUUGGUAAUGUUUCAGAAAAUGAGGAAGUUAUCCCUGAAAACCUGACUGAUCAAACUGGAAUGUCUGAGCUCACUGUGAAAGCACCUGAUGUUUCUGCAACAAAAGAGGAAACAUAUUGUGUAAAGAAAAAUUACCCCGAGAACUUAGAUGUGAAAAAUGAAGAUAACAAUAAACCACAAGUCACUGACUUAGAAAAAACUAACUCUGUUCCAACUGAGAUGAAUGAGUUCGAAGGGAGAAUAUCUGAUGAUACAAAACCUAACACUGGUUUUGUAGUUGAUCUUGAAAUGCGAGGACUCUGUGAAAUGAAAGAGAAUAGCUCUGCUUGGUUAAAUGCUCAAACAGAUAUGGUUUCUUUUGACUCCCAGACUCAUGAAUUAUCUCAGAAUGUUGAUGAACAACUGAACAAGGGCAUUUAUAAUACUAGCAACAGACGAAAACUGGGUUCCAGCCGAAGAAUUAAAGGAAGACACCAAGUUAAAGAGUCUAAAGAAGAGGGUAAAGAAAAUACAGUCGGGAGAUGAAACCCUGAACCUAUCUGAAACAAAAAUGGCAUGUGAGGAACUAAAGCAAGACCUUUUGUCACCUGACAGCUCAGUGCUUGCUCCUGGCAAUUCAUCUGAUGUUCAAAGCUCAAUGUUAAACAACUACUCUGAAACUGACUUGAAGAGUUUAAUUCAAGAAAGCCAAUCAGAAGAUCAAGAUGAAUCAGAAACAGGUCAUGUUAAGUUAUCUCAUAAAUCAGAAGAAGACACUUUAUUGGAUAAAUCUGAUGUACAAGAAAGUCAUGAUCAGACUCUUCAGAGUAAAGUUAUGGGUCCAGGAUGUUCAGAUAAUGCUGAAGAACAAGCUGAAGAACAUGAGAACUUACCAGCAGACAUAGAAGUAUGUCUGCAAACGGAUUACACAUCUGAAACUGUUGCACAUGAUAUUCCCACAUAUCCAGAGAGUGAUUUGGGAAAUACGAUUGACCAAGCUGAAAUCAUCAACCAUAGCCAGUCAGACCUCACCACAAAAGGUUACGCUUAUUCUAAUACCAAAGACGAACUUAUAUCUGCUGAAGGCCAACAAAACCUGUGUUUCACAACACAAGGAAAUUUGGAGGCUUUAGAUCAGACAAGUAAGGAUGAGCACAUUUUUGAUUCAAAGGAAACAUCGAUCAGCAACCCAGUUGGAGUCAACAGUACCCUGAGUCAGAUGGGUAAAGGUGGGAUUCUUGUAGAGAGUAUUACGCAAAAUCCUAAAGAGACCAGACAUCUGGAUAAUUCUCUGACCACAGAUGAGCAAACUGAUGCUGGCUCACAUGGGAGCAGAAGAAAGCUGGGGUCUAGCCGGAGAAAAAAGGGAAGACAACAGGGUAAAGAAUCUCAAGAGGAAGUUUUGGAAAAUACAAGCGGUGAUAAAACUUUUGAAAUGCCUAUAAUGUCAUUAGAAACGAAGGCAGUAGAGCAGGAAGAACAGAGAGAAGAAACUAAGCAUGAAAUUAUCUUGUCUGUUUCACAUGACAGCUCCAUGUCUCUAAUUCCUCCAGUUAUUUCUUCUCAUGAUCAGAGCACCACUGUGCCAACAAAUUAUCCUGAUGAAGAUGUGCAGAGUUUAACUCUGAAAAAUGAAAAUAUUCAUGAAGAUGCAGAUGACACAAAAUCUGAUGUUUUAACUUCAGAUGAGGCAAAACAAAAUGUUUUUCAUGGAGACCCCAGAAAUACUGUUUCAGAAAAUGUUGUGCAUGAAGAAGUUCAUUCAACACAAAUUCAAGACAGUGUGCAAACCGAUUCAGAUAAAAUUUUUGCAGAUGAUGCUGCAGAGAAUGUUGACAUUAUUUCCAGAGCUCUUACUGAUAAAACUGAAGAAUCUGAGAUCAACAUGAACAGUAUUGAUAAUAUUACAUCAAUACAGAAAGCAUGCCCUUCAAAAGAAAUCAUCUCAGCAGCUCCAGGUCUGAAAAAUGAAGAAACAAUCCAGCAGGAUGUACAACCCAACACUGAUCAUAUAGUUAAUCAGAACAAUGAAGGACUCUUCCUUCAAAUGACGGGGAAAAAAAUUGCUAUGUCAAACUUGCAGUCAGAAAAUGUUUCAUCAGGUUCCCAUCCUCUGGAUUCCUCUGAGCGUGUAGAAGAACAGACAAAAGUGGACGUCCACAGCAGAAGAAAACUAGGAUCCAGUCGUAGAAAUAAAGGCAGGGGUAAUGCAAAAGAUAUAGGUCAACCUAUAACAGAGGUUGACCUCAAUGCAAGUAUGAAUGAACUUGGUGAAAAAACAACAGAGACAGUAGCACAGGACCAGGAACCUUUAAUGGGAAUUGUGCUGGAUGAAACAGAGGAAAAUGACUCUUCUCAGACUAAAGAUGCAAAUAUAAGCACUUCUUUUUGCAUGACUGUAGGCAUGCAGCUAUCACCCAUUGUUGAUCAAGAGGAUAGUGACACAUCAUGUUGCACGCAGGUUACAGAUAAGGAAGUACCCAAACACCACAGCAGAGAUCAUGAUGAAUACAGAGAGCUGCAGGAUGGAAAUUUACAGGAAAACACAUCAUUGCCUGAACCACAUGCAGGUCCUCCUCCAGCCGAAUUGCAUGCAGAAAAAAACAGCAGCUGUGAACAUACAGAACCUGAAAGUGGGGAUGGGGAUGCUUUCAAGAAAGCUUUUGAACAGGAGAUCGAGCCUGAACAGAACCAAAAGAUGCUUGAAGCAACUGAAAAAGAGAGAGAUGAUAUUACAGAAUAUCCUGAGGCAUUUUCCAGAAAUUUGUUCAGUGAAAAUGAAAAGAAUUCAAUGAAUGAGAUAACUGAAAUAUUGCAGCCAGAUAAAAAUGUACAAAGUGAACAGCUUAGUGAACCACCGGAAAGAACCACAGAAAAAGGGAGCAGCAUGCAAAAUGCUCAAGUUGUGUACAGCAUUGAGCAAGGCGCUGUUUCAUCGCCACAAGAAAUGUUUUGUACUGAUGGGGAAGAGCAUCGACACAUAAUUUUAUCUAUGGCUGCAGAAACUCAUUAUCUACUUGAUAUUCAAAGUAAAGAACAGAAAGAGCAGAAUAAAACAGGACAAAUGCAGGAAAUGCAUCAGAUCUCAUUUCCAAAUGACAAGUCUCGCAGAGAAACAAUUCAGUCAGAUAAAGAUGUUACUUUGGACUCUCAUCCUCAGGACAAUUAUCAAGACCUGAAAGAUGACGCUCACCCAGGCCUCAAAGCAUCAGGAAACAGGAGAAAACUAGGGUCAAGUCGGAGAACUAAAGGAAGAAAACAUGGCCAAGUUAAUGAGCAAAACCAAGAAAACAAAGACGAAGCUUUAGAAAACACAGGAGAUGAUGAAACACCAAAAAUAUUAGCUGGAAGACAGGAAGAAUUAGAAAACUUCAUACUGCCUAAAACCUUAGCAACAUUUAGCUCACCUGUGACUGAAAAGCUGCUGGAGGAAAACACAGUUUCUUCACAUGUUUUGGAGGACAGCACAAUUGCAAAAUCAGAUUUUAAUUCAAACUCAAACCAAGAAAAUGCAAUAAAAUCCAAUGUAGAAACAAAAGAAAAAGAUGCAAAACUUAUUGAUGAGACUGAGGAUUCGACUCAGCUUACAGGACAUGACACAAACAAAACGGGUUUGAUGCAAUCAGGCCAAGACUCUGUAUUGAGCAGUGACUCAGAUAUGCACAGUAUCUUAUUUCAUGAUGGCGUUAUCAGCCCAAAGUCAGAAAGUGUUCAUGUCAUUCAUCAAGAAGAAGCCUUACAAAGACAAAAGAGAGAAGCUUUAUCUCGCGAAAAAGACCCAUUGGGAGCCGAAGUCCAUUUGAAAGAGACAAACAAAGAGAUCGAAACAGCUGGAUUUAUAACAGAAGUCUGCAGUUCACAGGUGGAAAGCUCAAUGGAUUUGCAAAAUCCUGAAAAGGGUGAAGUGGAAGGGAAAUAUAUGUAUGCCAGAAAGCAGAAAAAUACUUCAAAUGAGUUCGUUUCUGCUUUGCAGGAGCCAGCUAUGGAUGCAUCAUACGAAGGAGGAAUUUCUACAACAAUAAACCCACUGAAGAGUCAAGGAGAAAAACCUCAAGAAACAUCAAAACAGAAGAAGAGAAAGAUUGGAUCUUCUCGCAGGAUUCCAUUGAACAGAAAACGAGAUGGUGAGAGACAUGAGAGAGAUGAGGCAGAAGAAAGUGACUUUAGCGCAAAAGCUGAGAUGACGAAUCUGAGCGAGAUGGAGGUUGUGGGGAAAGUACUGGUAAAUGAAGAAGUGCUACAAGGUAAAGAUGUGCAACCACAACAAGAAGCUUCAUUGCAACAAGAAACUCCAGAAACCGAAACUGGUGAUGGGCUACAAAGCAGUAACACGAGCCUGGCUUUCCCUCCUGAACAAUCUGCUUCCAUAGAUCUUAUUUUAGAAACACCAAAACCAGAUGAUUUUACCAACAGUCAGGCCCAAAUAUGCUCAGAGGAUACAGAAAGAAAGAGGAGCUCAUUAAAUCAGCCAGUGUCUGCAAACACUGGCACCCCAGGAGGGAGCUUAGAGUGUACACAAGGAGAUGAGCGCAGUCCUGAGAGCAUAGAGGUAAGCCAAGUCCAAGAUGUUCAAGAGCAAAUGCCAAGUAGCAUGAUUGAAAGCAUUCACAGUCAAAAUCCUGGAAUGAGGAAUGGAAGUCCGGAUUUAACUCCAACCAACAGGAGAAGAAAAAUGGGCUCUACUCGUAAAAAUCUAGGAACACGGACCAAACAGGAAAUCCUAGAACCAGAAAAGGAAUCCACAGAUACUGUAUUGCCUUCUGGAGAUGUAACUGUGGCAAGUGUCUCAGGAAAGAAAGAAACAGAACUACAGCUUCACACAGAACACACAGAUGACAACACUUAUCAAGAAAAACAGAAAGAAACUGUGGAAAUCAGCCAAUUUGGUGAGUCUUUACUAAGAGCUCUGGCUGAGGAGGAGAAGGCCGAAGAAUCUUCAAUCUCACAGACCCAAACAGCAGAAACAAGACGACAGUGGAAUCCAAGUGAACUUUCAUCCAGCCCUUCCAAUGACGGCAAAUCAGAAUCAGCCUUUGGAGGGAGGAGGAAAAAAUUUGGAUCAAAUCGGAAGUCAGGGUUACAACAAAGAAAACCCGACCAAAAUGCACAAAAUGAAGAUGAAGCUGGAGGACUGAUAGAGGGAAGUGCUCUCAAGGCAGCUGAGGGAGAAGAAUCAUUGGGGCUGAGAAAAAUAUCAGAGGUUGAUGAAAAUGGGCAGACACCAUCUUCCUACACUGAUAUUUUAGAAGCUACAAGGUCUUCAGAAUCUAUGAGGGACAAGACACCAGAGAAACUUGUCCAUCGUAAUAUCCGCUUGGAUCAAGAGAGUGGGAGUCAGCUUUCUUUUGGUACUACUAGUGGCGCAGAUAAAUCAGACGGCUACAACGUGGUGAUGAUUGGAGAGAGCUGCGUUGGAAAGACUUCUUUCAUGAAAAGAGCUCAGAGUGGGAAGUUUUCUUUAGACAUUCCUGCCUCUGUUGGCCUUGAUUCCUGCAAGUGGACUGUGGUAGUAGAUGGAAAACCUGUGGUUCUACAUUUAUGGGAUACAGCAGGUCAAGAAAGGUUUCACAGCAUCACCAGACAAGUGUACCACAAAGCCCAGGCUUUUCUCUUGAUGUAUGACAUCACUUCCUCUCAAAGUUUUUCAGCAGUCAGCUACUGGGCUAACUCCAUUCAGGAAGCUGCUGCCGGAGACGUGACUGUUUUGCUCCUGGGAAACAAAAGCGAACACGCAAAGCGACAAGUUAAAAUGGAGCAGGGUGACAUCCUUGCUAAGGAAUAUAACUUUGAAUUCAUGGAGUGCAGCGCUGCCACAGGUGAAAAUGUGAUAGAGGCUUUGGAGGCAGUGGCCAGGAUGCUGAGUCAGAGAGCUGACCUGCUAAGUGAGGAAGUCACCGUUUUACACAAAGAGCCGGCGCAGAGGAAGAGCUCAAAAUGUUGCUGAACAGAUGCGUUUGUUUCACAAACAAAGCAAGAGGUGAUAUCCUGCAAAUAGUGGAGAUAAUUUCCUGAGUAGACUGUACCUAACAAGAUGUAUAUAAAGUUACUAGAACUUAAUUUCUCUUUCUUAUAAUUGCUUGUAUUAUGCAGAAUGGGGAUUUUAUUGUGAAACAAAACCAAAAAAAGUAAGUAAUGGGCUUUCAAAUGUGGUGUUUCAUAUAUUUUUUAUAACUCAAUUGUAUGGAGUAAAAGGGAAUUUUAAAAGUUAUUUUUACUGUGCAUCAAGGUUCUCUGGGUUCAUUUUUUGUGUCUUGUGAAGCAAAAAGAACCAGGUUUUUUUUUUGUAUUUGUUCUCAUAAACUCUGUUCUGAAUUGUGUUUUAAAUAAUAUUUUUGGCACACAUCCUCCUUGCAGUGGUCCCAGCUGCCAGGUUGCUCAGAUAAUCAAUUCAUUUCAUUCCCACUAUGAUUAAAAGCAGUGGCUUGUAAAAAUAUUUUUCAGUCCAAACGUAGCUUUUCUUUUUUAUUACACUGAUGUGCAUUUCUAGUAUAACCCAUGCCGAUGAGAAACCCAGAGACGCAAUCAAUCACACAAUAAAAUUGUUCUAAUCUCAUGUUCUAUUCUCAAUAAACUCCCACUUCAACAAUU